UCAGAUACUGUGACAAGCUGAAAUCCGGCCAACUUCAAGUCGGUGAAUCGCUAUAUAUCUAGAGUCUAGAGCCAUGAAAUAUAUAAAAUAUAUAUGUAUUCGAAUUUUCGGAAAUUUUGUCCUCUUUCUUAUUCUAUCGUAAUUUACACUUUGAAUAAUUAAUUCUCUUGGCUAAAAAUAUAACGGAUCGUUAGUAUAUAUCGAUAUUUCGCUAAAAAUGAGAGGGGGGGGAGUGUUAUCUGUCGAAAAUAAAAAUAAUUCGGCGCAAUAUUCGCGUAGUGUCAUCUCCUCGUUUGAGAAACGUCAAACGUCAAACGUCACGCGGAUGAUCGCGGACGAUCUUUUCUCUCUCCCGCACUCAUCGGUUCAUUUACUGUGAAAUAGAAUUUUUAUAGAAUGUAUCAUUCGUUUACGUCGUACUUCAAAAGGAAUCUGUCUUAAAGAAAAGAAACAAUCACUCAUUUUUUAUUUUUUUAUUUUCGUUUUCUUUUUCGAUAACGAAACUGCUGAAAUUUUUUUGUAUUAUUAUGACGUAAGAAAAAGGUUCACUCUCUAGAAUCUUCGAAUGACAACACAAAUAGUUGUUUGUGAAAGUAUUCGAGUUAACCUCUCACACUUCCGUCCGCGCAGUCAUCAAGACUCCAAAUCGUUGCUCGCAAGUAUAUAAAUAUAACGCGCGAAAAAGAAAAUAAAAUAAAAACGCGUCUCGCGCACGUAAAAAAACAUCUUCCACAUGUCUUGUGAAAGGAGGAAUUUGCAGUCGAAACGUCUGUACACGGUUUUCGCGAACGAGAGUGUUCGUAACUACAAUUCAAUCAUAUUAUAUAUCUGUCAUUUCCCGCGUGAUCGCGACCUAACCGUCUGAUCAGGAGGGCUUCCUACGGAGGAGGAGGCUGCCACGGAGGAGCAUUAUUUUUAGGACCCACCACGUCGUCUCGCGUAAAUAACAUGUCCCGCCCGCAAGCCUGACGCUCCUUUACGAGGGAUACGGAUAAAUAUGAUAUCUGUUAAUUAUAGGCAAGCAACUCGGGAGGAUAUUCAAAUGAAAGUAAUAUAGCAGCAAAACGAAUCAAACUUUGCAAAAAAAUGUUUUGUUGGGGCAGUACUAUACAUGGAGAGUUGGGAUUGGGUGGUAUCGAGGAUGAGAAUAUCUUUAUGCCUCGACAAGUGGAUUUUGCAAAAGCCAAUGAGAUCGAAGAAAUUGCAUGUGGAGAAAAUUAUACUGUAGCCAUUACAAUUGAAGGGCAAGUAUAUUCCUGUGGUAAUAACGAUUAUGGACAACUUGGUCAUGAAAAGGCAAGAAAAAGAUUGCAACACAUACCUGGCCUGGAUGCAUUUGUAUUCAAGAAAGUAGCAUGUGGUAGUUGCCAUACUUUGGCUGUGAACGAGUGGGGACAACUUUUUAGUUGGGGCUCUAAUAUGAGGGGUCAACUAGGGUUAAAUAGUGUUGAUUGUACAGAACAUACACCACGUAUGGUAAAAACAUUGGGUACAAGUGUGAUAGUGCAAAUUGCUUGUGGCGUAGAGCAUUCGAUUGCCUUGACCAAUGAUGGGGAGUUAUAUGCAUGGGGUAGUAAUACAGAGGGACAGCUAGGAAUAGGACCUCAUGUAAUUACUGAAAUAAAACCAAAAAGGAUUUAUACUUUAGCCGCUGUACCAAUUGCAUUUAUCACUUGUGGAGGAUAUCAUACUGUAGUUAUAUCAAAAUCAGGAGUUGUAUUUGCAUGGGGACGAAAUACUUUUGGACAAUUAGGACUAAAUGAUACACAGCAGAGGAGUGUGCCAUGCCAACUACGUACUCUGAGAAACGCAAAAGUAUGUUAUGCGGCGUGUGGUGAGGAAUUCUCUGUAUUUUUAACAUUGGAUGGUGGAGUGUUUACUUGUGGUGCAGGAAUGUAUGGUCAAUUAGGUCAUGGAAAUGGUAUGAAUGAAAUCUUGCCACGACAAGUUAUGGAAUUGAUGGGUAGCACAGUAACACAAAUAUCCUGUGGCAAAAGACACACACUGGCUUUAGUACCAUCUAGAGGUAGGGUUUAUGCAUGGGGUCUAGGUGGUGCUGGCCAAUUGGGUAAUCGUGCCUCACGAAGUGCCACAACGCCACAAGUCGUAUUGGGACCAUGGUCCUCGCCGAGCGGAUCAUCGAUGAAACUCGAGCUGUACUAUAGUCCACAAAUCGAUUGUGUCGUUAGACACAUUUUCAGUGGUGCUGAUCAUUGUUUUGUCACAAUUACCCCAAGAGAAGAUAAUAUAGAACCAGAUGACUGUAGAAUAUUAGGGUCAACCUCCCGAAUUCUUACAGUGACAGAGGAAAACCUAGCUGACUGUCAGAGGGUCCCAUCAGGCUCACCAGUUAAUCAUGAAUUAAUGACUUAUCUAGAAACUGUAUUCAAAAGUCAAGCGUGUAUAAAUGCGUCUUUUUUACUUGAUAAUGAGAAACAUUAUGGUUGUUCGAGCAAAAAUCAUGGGGUUGAUCUUGACCGCGCGAUUAAAUUAUUCGGAAUUAUCUCAGAGUUGGAGAACAAUACGAUUCAAGACUUGAUUUUUACAUGCAUAACCGAUAGUCUGAUACCAUCGUUCGUCGAUUCUCCACCUGACGUUGAGUCCUUGAGAGUGUAUUUAACGUUGCCACUGUAUCAUCGCUUUGCAAAUCUAUCAAAUUUUAGUUCUCUACAAAUGCCAUUCUGCAAAGCAGUAUUGAAACUGAAAGCAGAAGCUUGUAAGGUUGUGGGUAUAUGGUGGAGCGCAACCUCGGCAUACUAUUUUGAAAGACUAGUGAGGAUUUACAAGUCUACAGUGUUGCAUAUUGUGGAGCAAAUCCCAGACCAAGUUGUUACAUGGAAUGAAAAUCUAAAAUCUCUUUUAGAACUGUUACGAUUAUUGUACAAAUUAAAUAUAGUAGCUGGUAUAAGAGUACCCUACGAGACAUUUCACUUGCCAGAAUUGCCCCAGCAUAUAGAUAUCAAUCGUGAUUAUGUCUCGUGGAUAUCGGAAGAUGAUCGGAGUUACUAUCGUAAAAUAUACUUUUGCAAUUAUCCUUUCCUAUUCGAUGCUGAAGCAAAAACUACAUUGCUCGAAACAGAUCAAGCUAUACAGAUGCAAUCCGCAAUGCAUGAAGCUGCAUCACGAGUUCUAAGUGAUAUAAUGCUUGGUUUUACCAAUGGAAAUCCUCAGCGUUAUAGUCAAUUUGUAGUAUUGCAUGUGUCGCGGAACAAUAUGGUCCAAGAUACUUUGGAACAGUUAUCUCGAUAUGAUUCUAGUGAACUGAAGAAACCACUUAGAGUUAAAUUUCAAGGUGAGGAAGCUGAAGACGUAGGUGGCGUGAAAAAAGAAUUUUUCAUGCUUCUCCUGCGAGAAAUUCUUGAUCCUAAGUACGGUAUGUUUAAAGAAUAUGAGGAGACAAGGACAAUCUGGUUUAACUCGGACACAUUGGAUGAUGAAUCUAUGUAUUUCUUAAUCGGCCUUCUAUGUGGCCUGGCUAUUUACAAUUUCAUAAUCAUCGACUUAGCAUUCCCAUUGGCCUUAUAUAAGAAACUGUUGGGUGAAACAGUUGGAUUAAAUGAUAUCAAGAAUAUGUCACCCAUAAUAGCCAAAAGUAUGCAGAGUAUUCUCGAUUACAACGAAUCGGACUUUGAAGAAGUAUUUUGCUUAAAUUUCGAGAUAACCAGAGAAGUGUUUGGUGAGCAGAAAAGUUUCGAGUUUAUACCUGAUGGUAGCAAAGUUUCUGUAACACUAAGAAAUAAGCAACAGUAUGUGAAUCUUUACGUGGACUAUAUACUAAACAAGUCAGUGGAAUCACAGUUCAAAGCAUUUCACAAGGGUUUCCAUAAGGUGUGUGGUGGAAGAGUGCUAGAGCUCUUUCACAGCCACGAAUUAAUGUCCUUAGUAAUUGGUAAUCAAAAUUAUGAUUGGGAGGAAUUAGAAAAGAAUGCCAGUUAUAAGGAUGGCUAUAUCAAAAGCGAUCCCACUAUCGUGCUCUUCUGGCAAGUUUUCCACGAGUUGCCAUUAGAGGAAAAGAAGAAAUUUUUACUCUUCUUAACAGGCAGUGACAGAAUACCUAUACAGGGUAUGAAAGCUAUUAAGAUAACGAUACAACCGAUGACCGACGAACGUUUCUUGCCUGCUGCGCAUACGUGCUUUAAUCUGCUAGAUCUGCCGCGUUAUCAAACGCGUGAAAGAUUGAAAUACAAGUUGCUGCAAGCUAUCCAACAUAAUCAAGGGUUUUCACUCGUAUGAAAACGAAAAUUCACGUAUAAAGCCUUUUUCAUGACUCAUAUAAUCGUUUAAUUGUUAACUCUACUUACAUACGAAUUUACAUCCAAUUACAAAUUUAGCGAAAAUGAAAUAUCCAUGAAGAACAAGUUCCUUAUGUAAAUGUGUUAAAUGGUUAUUCAUGCAUAGAAAAUUAAUCGAUUACUUUGAUUUUUCUUCGAUAUUUAAUUAGAUAUUAAAAAGGAAUUCUGUAUUUCUUACAUUAGUCAUGCAUAAAAAUUAAAUGCUCAAUGAUUACACCCAAUGAAUUACAUAAAAAAAUCGAAAAAUAUAUAUGUAAAAGAUUGAAAUAUUGUGAUAAUGACUCGUCAAUGAGUUAUGAAGUAAACGAGUUCUAAAAAUUAAAUUUAAACUUUCUACUAAAAAAAAUAUUGAUAAUUGAUUUAAGUCGGCAUUAGCCGGCUAAUGCCGACUUAAAUCAA
Messenger RNA from Nylanderia fulva, 4691 nucleotides. RefSeq names its product HECT and RLD domain containing E3 ubiquitin ligase 4 (gene Herc4). NCBI's taxonomy places the organism in Eukaryota, Metazoa, Arthropoda, Insecta, Hymenoptera, Formicidae. Gene Ontology annotation, biological process: ubiquitin-dependent protein catabolic process; protein ubiquitination. The record is from RefSeq and is a predicted model, not a curated record. Gene Ontology annotation, molecular function: ubiquitin protein ligase activity. Gene Ontology annotation, cellular component: cytoplasm.